AUGUCUUCUAGAAAAAAAAAUAUUUUGAAAGUAAUCAUCCUAGGUGACUCUGGUGUUGGGAAGACCUCCUUGAUGCACCGUUAUGUCAAUGAUAAGUAUUCUCAACAGUAUAAAGCAACAAUUGGGGCUGACUUUUUAACAAAAGAGGUGACAGUUGACGGUGAUAAAGUUGCCACCAUGCAAGUUUGGGAUACUGCUGGACAGGAACGUUUCCAAUCACUGGGUGUUGCUUUCUAUAGAGGUGCAGAUUGUUGCGUUUUGGUCUACGAUGUGACCAAUGCCAGUUCCUUUGAGAAUAUUAAGUCUUGGCGAGAUGAAUUUCUAGUGCAUGCGAACGUAAACUCACCAGAAACAUUUCCAUUUGUUAUACUGGGAAAUAAAAUUGAUGCCGAAGAAUCUAAAAAAAUUGUAUCAGAAAAGUCCGCUCAGGAGCUUGCUAAAUCAUUAGGCGAUAUUCCUUUGUUUUUAACAAGUGCCAAAAACGCCAUAAACGUUGAUACCGCAUUUGAAGAAAUUGCAAGGAGUGCUUUACAACAGAAUCAAGCUGAUACAGAAGCCUUUGAAGAUGACUAUAAUGAUGCCAUCAAUAUUCGCCUAGAUGGAGAAAAUAAUUCUUGUAGCUGUUGA
Molecule: messenger RNA, 627 nt
Organism: Saccharomyces cerevisiae S288C
Lineage: Eukaryota; Fungi; Ascomycota; Saccharomycetes; Saccharomycetales; Saccharomycetaceae
Gene: YPT7
Product: Rab family GTPase YPT7
Exons: 1
Coding region: 1-627 (208 amino acids)
Cellular component (GO): vacuole; vacuolar membrane; cytosol
Molecular function (GO): GTP binding; GTPase activity
Source: RefSeq, marked reviewed